Molecule: messenger RNA, 1271 nt
Organism: Nicrophorus vespilloides
Lineage: Eukaryota; Metazoa; Arthropoda; Insecta; Coleoptera; Silphidae
Gene: TfIIS
Product: transcription elongation factor S-II
Exons: 4
Coding region: 148-1020 (290 amino acids)
Biological process (GO): transcription elongation by RNA polymerase II; DNA-templated transcription
Cellular component (GO): nucleus
Molecular function (GO): nucleic acid binding; zinc ion binding
Source: RefSeq, a predicted model, not a curated record
CGCUGUCAAAACAGCGCCAUUACGCGUCUUAUGAUGAGGUGUGUUGCAUCGUCUCGAAGUGUCUAAGUCUGUGUGAAUUCCAACUGUUUUUGUAAAAGUUUACGAAUAGUUCAGCACGUUAAAACCACUCAUCAAUACAAAACGAAGAUGAGCGUAGAGGACUCGGUCAUGCGAAUCCAGAAGAAGCUUACGAAGAUGACCUCCGACGACGGAAGCGGUCAGGAGCAGGCAUUGGAUUUGCUGAAGGAAUUGCAGAAGAUAGACAUUAAUUUGGAUGUGCUGACGAAGACGCGAAUCGGCAUGACCGUCAACGCUCUGAGGAAAUCCACCAAAGAUGAGGAGGUCAUAAGUUUGGCCAAGACUCUGAUAAAAAAUUGGAAAAAGUUCCUAUCCAAUACACCUGGCAAGGACUCAUCCAGCUCUUCCUCAAAGUCAAAGAAGGAUAAAGAUGAUAAAGGAAAGGAAGACAAGGAUAAGGACAAGAAACUACAGAACACGUUCCCACCCAGCAGCUCCAACACCACAGACUCUGUCCGAUUAAAAUGCAGGGAAAUGUUGUCUGUGGCACUCAAUGUUGAUGGAGAAGAUUUUGAAGGUUGUGCCUCUCCCGAGGAAUUAGCGGAAGAACUAGAGGAGGCGAUCUUCCACGAAUUCAAAAACACCGAUAUGAGGUACAAAAACCGUGUACGAUCACGCAUCGCCAAUCUGAAAGACGCGAAGAACCCCACGCUGCGCACAAACUUCAGAAUAGGCGCUGUAACGGCCGCGAGAUUGGCCACGAUGACUGCGGAAGAGAUGGCUAACGAUGAGAUUAAGAAAAUCAGGGAGCGCUUCAUGAAGGAAGCCAUCAACGACGCUCAAUUAGCAACGGUGCAAGGUACCAAAACGGAGAUGUUGAAAUGCGGCAAAUGCAAGAAGAAAAACUGCACAUACAACCAGUUACAGACGCGCUCAUCGGAUGAACCUAUGACCACCUUCGUGCUGUGCAACGAGUGCGGCAACCGCUGGAAGUUCUGUUAGGUUUUUCCCCCUCUUAUUAUUUCCUUCUUUUCUUCAUCAUCCCUUCCUUUUAUUUUCAAGUAAACCUAUCAAAUAUUGCGAAAGAGUAGCUGAAAGAGAAGAACGAGACGAAAAUAUAGCGUAUUCUUUGGUAAUUGAAAGAAAAAAUGUAUUCUAAAGUGCAGCAUCUUUUACCAACUAUAGCGAAAAGAAGAAGAAACAUGUAUAUGGACCAUAUUAAUUUCUUGUACAAAUUUUUUAAUUUUCUUUUU